UGUGGGAUCCACUCGCUGCGGAGGGAGUGAGCGAGACGGGAAGGAGAAAGAGAGACGGGGAGAGAAUGAGGCUCGCUCGCAAACAGGAUCAGAGGAAGCUGCUUUCUGCUUCUCGCUGGGACUAAAAUAAAACGGCUUUUUUUCAGGUUCUCGGAGAGCUCUGUAGCACCGUGUUAUUAGCGUUUGAUGUACUGUAUUGUGCAGUGUGGUUUUGUCUGUCUGGCUGUCAGACUGUGGUUGCAGGAGGACAUAAAUGACAUAAAAGGACACACACCCCACCUGCUUCCUGUUAAGGCCGUGUUCAUUUCAACAGCAGAACUAGGUGUAAUGAGAAGGCAUAUCGUGAGGAGAUGAUGGACGUUGAGGCGUCAUACUCGGAGUUUAUAAACUGUGAUAGGACGGGUCGCAGGAACGCAGUGCCGGAUAUUAAAGGAGAUGCUGUGGCCGUGGGGGCAGGGGAUCUAACCAAAGACAUGGCUCAGAUGGACCUGAAAGCUGCAGAGGGAGAUGCUUCCGGACCACCAGCCCCUGAAGCAGAGGCAUCUGGCAGCCAGGACAAUCAGGGCAAAGAGGGUCCGUCGUAAACAUGAAGAAUGACCUAGAGGAGAGAAAAGCCAGGGAGUUCUCACCUGUCCUUAUCGCAAACUCUCCUUAUCUUUGCUCAUCGGGCAGCAUUGAAGAGCUCCUCUCAUAGACUGCCUUUAAGGUGGAGGUCCACCCUUUGCGUGCUGUUGAGUGCAUAAGAGACGGGCGACGACACUGCCUUUGCAAACACCACCACACGGGAUGGAUCCUGCUAGUACUGCAUUAAGCGCUGAUGAGGGAAUAUUGUUUUUCUAUCUGAGGUCGAACAGAAGCACAGGAGUUUCGAUAAUUUUCCAUCUUAAACUUUACCUUGAACUGUUCAGUUUGGAUGCGAGUUACUGUUAAGACAAAUCCUCUGAGCUACAGUACACUAUAUCAAGAGUACCAAAUAUAGCCUUUUGUUGAAGUUUGUGAGCUGAUGGCUCAAUUUGACUUGAGUUUUUUUUUUUUAACAAUGACCACUACAGUUGAAGCAGGUCUGUUAUAGAAAGGAAUUCUAAAAUAUUUCCUGAGGUCAGAAGAUUUUUGUUUCUAUACUUCAUUAUAUACUGUAAUACGUAACACUUAACAAUAUUUAUGUAGUAUCUGAGUUAUUGCUUUCUGCUCGUGGCACUGUUGUGGUUUUUGUCAAACUCUGAAACACAGUUCGUUGGAACACAUGGCAUUUAUAUUGUGAUUAUAAAUGUAAGUACCUCAAAAUAAACAGAAAUGACAUCAUGCUUUCAGAGUCGUUAAUGGUUGUAGACUAAAAAUAAAAAGAUUGUGGCAAUGUUUGGUGUUCCUUGGAUAGCACAAAAGCUGAACCCACUCAUGAAACUCUAGAUAUGCUUUCAGUAACCUGAGAAACUACUGUACAGUUCCUAAACAUCUCCAAUGAGCGGCUCUUACAGUAACUCUGUGGUAAAGAAAAAAGGCUUCAAGGGAUUUGAAAUGUAUAUUGAUGCUCAAUGAGUGCAUAUACUGUAUAUAUAGAAUAUGUAGUCUUUUUAAAGUAUCGGAGGUUCUCCAGGGAGUUCGGUCAGUGUGGCAUCUGAGGAACCACAGAUGGUUCCCAACGUUUAUUUUUACAUUAGGAUCAUAGAAUGUACACAUUUUUUGGAUGACACUCAUACAAUCAAUGUAAUUUAUUGGGAUUUUUCCAAUUCUAGAUGUGAAACUGGCUGUUGACUUUCUUAUGGAAUACUAUUCACAGAUUCUGCUCAGGGUGUGACUUCAAAGGAAUUUGCAUUGCAUUUCCCUUUUCUCAAAUUUAGGAAAAGAAUCAUACGAGACAGUCAACUUCAUUCCAGUAAGGUCAAGAUCAUCUUCAUUUAAGUACAGUUUCUUUUACUUGUUUUAGUUAACUUUAUAACCUUCCAGAAGAAUCACACAACACUCAUUUCAGAAGCAAAAUCAUUUGUAUUGAUAGUUGGCUAUAUAGUAAGUUACAAAGCUCAGUUCCUUAUGCAUUGCAACCAUGACCAUUUUUCUUCACUAGUCUGAUUAUUAACUUGCAAUCUUAAUCUAAACCUUUAGAUCGAUGAAACGCAAUUCCUGAGUUAAGUCUAUUGUAAAUGCCCUCUGGUGUUAGAACAAAGGUAGGGCAACAAAGUGGUUAUUAUAGUGUUACCCUAUAGUUUAUAUAAUGUACAUAAAUGCAUACUGUAUAUCACACAAGCACCAAAUAAAACACUAUCAGGUUUAAUGUUUUGGAUUCAUGACGUGGGUCAAACACAUAAGGACAUGUCUAAUAUAUUUAAUAUACUAUGUAAUAUACCAUUUAAUGUAUUCAUAUAGCACCUUUCAUACACAGUCCUGAAUAAUUUUGUACAACUUGGUGCAAAUGUUUUUGCUUAACUUCAUCACAUUAUAAAGCUCUUCUGUUGUUUCUGUGCAUAUAUGGGCCGUUCUACAGUAUUCGUGCAAACUGUUGUCCCACAUAAAAAAAAAACAUUUAAAAAGCAUUCAAGUAUUCAAAUCUUUUAUUCUAUAUUUUAUUUUUAAAUGAUUAAACUAUGUAAAAAAUGUGUCCCGGAUUUUCAUGUCACUACCGAAACGGUGUACGUUUUUUUUUAGUCCAUUGGCUGAGACUGAUUUCCCCUACAUUUUUUUAUCAAGAAUCAUUACUGUCUCUCUCUCUCUCUAAUAGCUACAUGGUGAGUAGAUCGGUCUUAUCAUUUUGAAGUAAAUGUGUUCAAAAGUUUGAAAAUCUGUGUGCAACUUUAAGGAACGUCACUAUCAAACAUCUUUUUUCUGCAUUUAAACAAACUUUUUGGCCAGUAUUCCAGUGUUCAGAACUGUGCUUGCUAAUGUGCUGAUUAGCAUCUUUGAGCUAGGCUCAAAAGUAUCAAAAAAUGGUCACUUCCAAAACAAAAAUUGUUUCGGAAGUGAUAAAAAGGAACACUUAAUCCUUUAUUUGGGGAAAUAAACAGAACUCUGUACAGUUACGCAAAUCAUUAGUGUUUUAGUAGUGAUAUAGUAUGUGAGAUGUAGGUUUUAUAUUAGAUAUUUACUGUCAGAUGUGUGUCUGCUAUAUGUGGUGGCUGCGUAUGUACAACAUAGUUAGUUAUUUGUAUUGACAUAAAAUCUUGAAAGUGAUUCAGCUGUGCAAAUUAAAUAUCGUGAUCACCACCACUACUGAAAAUGUGUGUGUCACGACCGAAACAUGGGAUAUUUUGUCAAAAAUAAAGUAUAUUAAAUGAUCAACUAAGAUGUUAUAAUAGUGUUUGGUUCAAUGUAUAUAUAAACUUUGAACUUUGAAAUCACCUUUUACAAAGAAAGAUUGGAUUCAAAAUUCUGAAGAACUGAAAACAUUACACUUCAAGUAUUGUUAAAAUUAAAAACUUUUUUUUAGAUUUAAACAAAAUCUUACUAUGUAACUAUAAUCCUUCUUAGUAAAUUAUAUAUUAUUGUGUUUUGGUAGUGACAAAAUUUGGGGAGAGGAAGACUAUUCCAAAAUUUUCUGAAAUUACAAUAUGAAAAUUAACUGCACAAUUACUAGAAAUGUGUACCUUUGAUAUUAUACAAUUUGCAUUAAUUACAAUUUUCUGAAGAAAACAAAAUUUUCAAGAUGUUUCCAACUCUGACUUUGCACCAAUUCUGUAGAAUGGCCUAUAUACUGUUGAGAACAUGAAGUAUAGUAGGUUAUAUAUUAUAUGCAUUGGAUCAUAUGCAAUCAAAUACAAUAUAUUUAGAUGAUGGACAUUAAAAUGCAAUGAGAAAAAAUGUCCUUCAAGCUCCAAGACGACAGCAUUUGUUGAAAAAAAAAACAGCAUGCUAAAAUGUAAUAUUAAUGUGACAAAUGCAACUUUUAUGUG
Molecule: messenger RNA, 3881 nt
Organism: Triplophysa rosa
Lineage: Eukaryota; Metazoa; Chordata; Actinopteri; Cypriniformes; Nemacheilidae
Gene: pkig
Product: protein kinase (cAMP-dependent, catalytic) inhibitor gamma
Exons: 4
Coding region: 351-584 (77 amino acids)
Biological process (GO): negative regulation of cAMP-dependent protein kinase activity
Cellular component (GO): nucleus; cytoplasm
Molecular function (GO): cAMP-dependent protein kinase inhibitor activity
Source: RefSeq, a predicted model, not a curated record